CUAGUUCUCUUAGCUCUGGUUACGGGAAUGUUUCACCCAGUCCAUCUCCUUCAAUUAACACUCACUUCACGUGGGAUGUGUUGAGAAGUACUCCCAGUCCUGCAUCAUCAAAUAAUAGUGACAUGGAGAAUUUGCCGCCGUGCCCUCCUUUCACUACAGCCAAGGUUCCAUGCCAUCUUCAGCUCUCUUCAGUUCAUCCAUUGAUGAAGGGAUCGACAUCAGUGGAGGAAGCUUGCCAUUCUCUAUGGAUGAUAAUCUACCCAAUGAUAGUCCUACCAAAAAAUUCAAGCCGUCAAUGAAGACAUCCUACAAAUGUACAUGGCAGGGAUGCGGAAAGACCCUCUCUACAGUUCAAGGCAUCGAGAGACACAUCAGAACAAUCCACCUCAGGAAAAAAGAAGGAGAGGAGUACAGUGAUCAUGAAGAAGAGUUCUACUACACUGAGAUUGAUACAACGGUCGAAUCGGUCUCAGAUACACUGGCUAACAUGUGUACUUCCUCACCACCACCAUCUACUGGAUUCAUCAUCGAUCAGAGUCUGCUGCCCCACUCGCAUCCGCAAAACAUCCCUCAAAAACCCAUGGAAGUCUCUUCUCCCUCUCCUAUCAUGGCCAAGAGAGGGCGACAUCUCUCCACAUCCAGCGACAUUGUUUCUUCAAGCGUCAUCUGUGAUUCGACCAACCCACCGUUGGUUGGCUCUUUGCCCAAUCAAGCAAUCGCUAUGCUUGCAUCUCCAAUGAGCCUUCCUAGCAGUGGAGCUCAGUUCUCCUGGUGUCCAGUCUCUUCUUCUCCAGCAUCAUUCAGCUUUCCCUCAUCAUCCUCCUCUUCAUCAUCCCAACCCUCGCAGCCACCCACAUUGAACAGGGUCCGUCACAAGUCAGCACCUCACAGCUCUGCUGGACAACCAAAGAUCAGAUCAGAAGGAAAGAAAUGUCGUAAGGUGUAUGGCAUGGAGAAAAGAGACAUGUGGUGUACCCAGUGUAGGUGGAAGAAAGCUUGCGUUAGGUUCACCUAGGUACCACAUCGUCAUGGGCGUGUCAGGCUCACUUAGAUACCACAUUGUGAUGGGCAUGUUAGGUUCACCUAGAUACCACAUUGUGAUGGGCGUGUUAGGUUCACCUAGAUACCACAUCAUCAUGGGCGUGUUAGGUUCUCCUAGAUACCACAUCAUCAUGGGCGUGUUAGGUUCACCUAGACACCAUAUCGUCAUGGGCGUGUCCUAACCAUCCUCACCAGUUAUCAUGCAAGAUCAUUGCCCCACCUCCACCACCUCCACCACCAAUGCUGUCAACAAGACUCUUUACCCUGUUAUGAUGAUCAUGAUUGACAAAUUUUUCUAACUGACUUCUAUGAAAAGAAGAAGAUGAUUGUAAGUAAGCAAUCAGAAGGACAUUUGGCUUUGAACCUUCUCCUCUGGGACUUGAUACUGAAUAUUGAAUUAUACAAAUGUUAAUGGUCUUGAUCUUGUCCCAUGCAGUUAGAGAAAAAGCUUAUUGUUUACAUGCUUCAAGUGAGAUUUCUAUGCUGCAAACUCCUCUAACUGAAAUUCAUGAUGAGAUCAUGUCAUGCAGCUGGAAAGAUUGGGACAUAGCUGAUUAUUAAAGUCAUUUCAACAUAAUGCAUAUAAUGCAAAGAUUAUAAUUUACUUGACAGUUGUUGGUGAGGGUUAUUACCAGAAAACAAUAUGAUCAAAUACAUCCAAGCACUUGCAUAAACUCUCUUUUGAGCUGAACUCUUUACUCAUGUAUGAAGUAAGAGUAGUUGUUAGUGUGUCAGGUUUGACCAAAGGUUGAGUCUCAAAACCUUGAAUGUCAUGCAUUGGAAAGAUAUGAGACAGAUAGAUCAAUCUGUUUCCAUUUUCUACAGUUUGUAUAAAACUGUUUGGAUUUAUACUUUCUUCCAUUUUGGUGUUUUGUAAAUAUAUAUUACAAACAACUUAUCUUUGAAUGCGCAAAAAACCUUGGCAUUUUUAUUUUGUUGAUUUUUUGUUGUUGUUACAAGUAGAACAAAAAUAUUUUUCUAUUCUUCACACUUGAAUAUUCUUUUCAUUUACUAUUGUGAAUUUAUUUUACAUGAGUGACUAACAAAGAAAUUAAGUUGUAUAUUAUGUUAGUGAGAUAAAGAAAACAUUUUCAAGAAACUGCGUUGAUAAUGUGUCCUGGAAGACUCCUAAUCCUGUUCAUCACUUUCAAUAAAGAUGUACAUCUAAUUUUGAUUUUCUUUAUCUUUUCGUUUCAUGAUAUUAAAAUCACAUGAUGAAACUACGACCCCAAAAGGGGGGGGGGGACUAAAAAAUAACUUUGAUCAAUAAUAUUUUUAUUGCACUUUUGAUACUUUCUUGUUUAUUCUUGCCUUCAUAUUUUAAAUCUCUCUUCUCAUGCUGUGUGUACGCCCCUUCCGAUGUACAAUGACUCUUCUGCCAGUUGAAUUGCAGUCAUGUAGCUUACACUGCAUUCAAAAGCAGGGGAAUAUAACAUUUGGUUAAACAUCAGGAUUUUCAUUUUCAAAAUGACGGGUGGUAUUUUGAUAUAAGUCAAUCUAUAGUUUUACUCGGAACAUUUGUUAAAUAAAUGCUGUACUGUUUUGUUAUUGAAGGUGUAUAAUCAUAGUAAUGAUCCGAAUUGUUCUUUUUAAGGGAUGCUGAUUAUACUGAAUAUUUUCACUUGGACUUUCAGAUUUGUUUU
Strongylocentrotus purpuratus (purple sea urchin) is the source of this 2684-nucleotide messenger RNA. Its product is annotated as zinc finger protein 704. The coding region runs from base 170 to 1015 and encodes 281 amino acids. Gene Ontology annotation, biological process: regulation of transcription by RNA polymerase II. The transcript is spliced from 6 exons. The record is from RefSeq and is a predicted model, not a curated record. Lineage: Eukaryota; Metazoa; Echinodermata; Echinoidea; Camarodonta; Strongylocentrotidae. Gene Ontology annotation, molecular function: DNA-binding transcription factor activity; RNA polymerase II cis-regulatory region sequence-specific DNA binding. Gene Ontology annotation, cellular component: nucleus.